This is a messenger RNA of Trichogramma pretiosum, 3412 nucleotides long. RefSeq names its product zwei Ig domain protein zig-8-like. The transcript has 6 exons. Gene Ontology annotation, biological process: synapse organization. NCBI's taxonomy places the organism in Eukaryota, Metazoa, Arthropoda, Insecta, Hymenoptera, Trichogrammatidae. Gene Ontology annotation, cellular component: neuron projection membrane. Bases 1972 to 2874 code for a protein of 300 amino acids. The record is from RefSeq and is a predicted model, not a curated record.
ACACGUGCCUCCGCUGCUUGCACAACCACCGCUGAGUUUCCAGUCUGACAGUUCAGUGACAUAUACACGCGAGCGCUCGAGUAUAGUGUCGUGCUUGCGAGUGUGUUUGACGCAUCUUCUCCUGCUGCUGCAGUCGCUGCGCGCUGCACUCCUGCGGUUACACCAGGAGAGAGCUGGCCACUUAUUGCGAUCGAGGCGGGGAGUAUAUACAGUAGUUGAAGUGACACACACACACUCUGUUUCCCUCGAGAGGCUUUCGUCGGUAUCGCGCGCGCUAAUCCCGAAUUCUAUACCCCGUGGCUUAUCCUCGUCUGUGUACAUCCUUAAUCCAUCCUAAGGGGUAUUUAGUACGUGACAAUAUUUCACAUCCUUAAAUUCGUACGUAGGCUUAUAAAACACACGCUGUUUUAUACUGUAUAAAUCGAAUCUUUCUCGUUUUCCGAAGUGCAGUGUGUUUAUGUGUCCGUGAGAAUAUAUAAAUCCCACGUGAAAUAGUACAUCCGAGCUCUCGAGGAUCAGUGGCCGAGAUUUGUAAGCAAUUCCACUGCGCUGCUUGUUUCGGGCCGAGAGCAACAGCGAGAGAGAGUGCGGUAAUUCCAAAUUGUGGUUUUAAACGAGAGAAACGAUAUCCAGCAGCAGCAACUCAGCUGUCUGUGUGCUAACGCGUCUGUGUUGGUGUGUGUGUGUUUGUUCUGCGGUCGUAGUGAUAUAUUGUGAUCUUGAAAUUUAUACAGUAUAAAUCCAUCAUAGUGAUGUAUAAUUCUACGGUUUAUGAAAGCUCGCAGUGAUGCAUGCAACGAAGCGUCCUCGUGACAUAAUGUGUAAAUGAAGAAAAUUUACAGUGUCGGUUUUGUUACGACGACGAUGAUGAUGUUAGCCGACAAGGAUUUUAACGAAUGUAAAGAGAGCGAAAAAACCUAGGGAAGAAAAGAGCUGCGAUCGUGUUAUAUCGAUAAGAAAAAACAACUACACGACUCUCUGAGAAUUUCUUGGCUGCUGUACGGAUAAAUUAAAUGAAACAAGCGCAACCAAGCAAGCAGCAGCAGCCCCCGAUGGCUGAAUUAUGCCUCGGGUUCGAAUUCCCGGCGAAUAACCCCCCCGAGCGGAAUGCAGUAGUUGCACGGUAGAAGUGUGCGACAAAGAAGAGGCGGUACGUCGUCGUCGUCGUCGUGUGCAUGACCUCUUGCAGGUAUAGAGGAACAGGAAACGCGAUAAAGCGAUAAAGCUGUGUGUCGCUGUCUGUGCAUCGUAUAACCAUCGUCGUCGUGCUGCAACCCGGAAGAAGAAGAAGAAGCAGAGGAAGUUCAGCUACCCCCGUUGAUGAUUCGGGUUACACGACUCUGCUGCUGGGCUCUUCCGUGUUAUCGCGAGUGAUAUCUUUCCCUCUCCAAAAGCUAUAGACGCCGAGAGGCGAACACGUUUUACCUCGUCGGAUAGAUAUAUUUCGCUAGUUUUUUUUUUUUUUUUGCCCCCCGACGAUGCACGAACACGAAAAAAAUAUAAAGAGGAUCGAGAGAAGAAUAUCGGCCGAGCUAGUAAGCGCAUUCUUGGACCAGCAGCAGCGCAGACAGCCGCAAUAAUCAGGAUAAAUCUCAGCGCGAUAAAUCUCUCUCUCUCAUCUCUGGAGCGCAAUCAAAUUUUCGAACAAUAAACCCCCGCGCGGGUUGGGAUGAAUAAUGAUUGUGAAAAGAUUCGUCGGGCUGGCCGAUCAUCAAUUAUAAACUAAAGUACCUAGAGCUGCUACGUAAUCGGAAGUUUUUGUAAUCGGUCGGUCGGUCGGCGUGUGCUUAAUAGCAAAAAUGAAGAAUGCGAAGGAGUACAUAUUGACGCGGAUCAACGCGCGUAAUUAACCAAAAUGAAUAAAUAUCGAGUGGAUCACCGAGAUAUGAUGUAAAACGUUGUGCGCGCAGUGUGCGAUAUGAUGACAUGAGGAUGUUGCUGCAGUCGAGAUAAUAGCCUGGGCUGAGAGUCAUGAGACUUCGAGCCUACUUCUGCAGCCGUCGUCAAAAAGCGAUGCCUAUUAACUUAUCCAUCCUCACGUGCAUUAUGAUUUAUUUUGGAUCUUGCGCAAGCGGACUGAGGAACUUCCGAACGGAUUUUUUGGAGGAAUGGCCGACGCCGGGCACGGGACCGCAUUUCGAUACUACAAUGAGCUCGAACUUCACAGGUCUUGUCGGCAAGACCGUGCAUCUGGUAUGCAAAGUAAAAAACUUGGGCAAUCGAACAGUGUCUUGGGUCAGGCACCGGGACAUACACCUGUUGACGGUGGGCCGCUACACGUACACGAGCGACCAGCGCUUCGAGGCGCUGCACUCGCCCCACACGGAAGAGUGGACCCUCAAGAUACGCUAUCCCCAGCGCAAGGACUCGGGCAUCUACGAGUGCCAGAUAUCCACGACGCCGCCCAUCGGCCAUCCGGUCUACCUGACCAUCGUCGAGCCGGAAACCAUCAUCGUCGGCUCGCCGGAUCUCUUCGUCAAUAAGGGGAGCACCAUAAAUCUCACCUGCCUCGUAAAAUUUGCCCCGGAGCCUCCGCCGAAGAUGACCUGGAGUCAUAACACGGAGGAAAUUAAUUUCGACUCGCCGCGCGGCGGCAUCAGCCUCGUGACGGAAAAGGGCCCGGAGACCACGUCGAGAUUGAUGAUCCAGCGCGCGGUCUCCAGCGACUCCGGGGUCUACAGCUGCCAGCCGAGCAACGCCAAUCCCGGCAGCAUAAGAGUGCACGUUGUCAAGGAGGAGCAUCCGGCGGCAAUGUAUCACGGGGAUGGCAGCACGACGCUGUACGCGCCCUCGCUGACGCUGCUGCUGAUUCUGGGACUACUGGCCGAUGCUAUGUUUUUUGUAACAAAGGUCAAGGGUUUGUGUAAAUUAUAAAAUGCCAGGAUUCGUAGAGUUUAUUAAAGCUGUGAAUGAGUGAGUGUGUAAGAUAAGAGUAUAUAUACUUAUUUAAUAAGAAAACUGUUGACGCAGACGCGAAAAAACUUGAAAAUCGAUCCAAUACACCUAUAGUUAAAAAAAAACAACAAAUAUUAGUAUUUUAUUAUUCGAAGCCAUAUAGAUUUGAACGUGAAUGAUAAUUUGUAAAACGAGGGCUUCUAAAGGCCCCCGCGAUGCAAUUUUUGUACAUAAUAACGAUACGAUUUUUCUGUAUAUACAUAUCAUUAAAGAAAAAAAAAUAUCUCCGUAAUAAAAAAAAAAUUAUACUCCUUCCGUUUAUAAAAUGAUUGACGACACACAUCCGAAAAAAAAUGCGUAUAUGUAAUGUGUUUAACGAGAGAUACAUGUCGCUGCGAAAUGACAACGUCGACUAGUUGACAGGCAAUAGCUAGUGAGAAAAAAAAAUGAAAAAAAAAAAAUUACUACUCAACUAUGUUUCUCUGAUGUACAUAUUAAUAGUAUAAAAAUCUAUUAA